AUACGUUGAAAUCAUUCAUCAAGCCACCAUCUGCAUUAAUGAUAGCCGCUGACGCUCGACUUAAAGCGCCAAAUCAAGAAAUCGCCAAUUCGCGAAAAUCACAUCGUUCAUUAGUAGCAUUUGGUGUCAACAUACCUAAUGAGAUUGAUAAACACAGAGAGUUUAGCCUGAUUGAUGCCGCUGAUGGCUUUGGAAUAUGGUCUGGUGUCGGUCAGGAAUACAACGCAAAGAGUAUUUGGGAAGAAGCUAUAUCUUGUCGAGUUAGAGGAGAGAAAUAUGAUUUUUCGAGUAAGAAGAUUGUCAUGCCUGAAACCAAAGCACCUAGCAUUGGAACAAUCAGUACGCCUCGAAUUACGUCUAAUAGACAUAACCUGCAGAGUGAUACCCAGGACGCAAAAGAACUGAAGUUAUGGCAAGAGUCACCGUUUCCACCACAAAGUCCGAGUGCGAUGCGUAAGAGAUACGCUGAAGUAUCAACCCCUAAACGAGGCAGGAAACGCAAACAUAGAGACUCUGUCGUCGAAAGUGCAAAGAAGGUACCAGGUCGUGGUCGUGGCCGACCUCCAAAGAACAAGGCAGAUUCUUCAGAUGUCAAGGGUGAGAAAGAGACUGAGAAGAAACCGACGAUAAAAGGCAAUGGUAUCACAUAUGUUUAUGGUGCGUUCAGAGGAAGGAGGAAGAUUACAGACCCUCUUGUACAGAGUUUCAUUGCUGCCAAUAAAAUUAGUGAAAAUGAUCUCAAGAAGGUGGAAGUACCUACAAAGACAAAGUCUCAGGCGGUAGAAGAACAUCGAUCGGUAGCAGCCGAACUUGAAUCGACACCAAAGAAGCCUGAAUCAAGCGCAAAAAUGCCCAGAUCUACUUUAGAUAUAAUUGAGUCAAGUCAAGAAAAUCUUGAGAUUACUCCAGGCCAGUCUGAAUGGACACCACAAAAAUCCCAGUCGACGCCUAUACAGCAAAAUUCAAUAGAUAAUGACGAAGAAAAUCAAACGAGCCCAAAGAAAACCACGAAAAAGAGCAAAAGAUCAGAAAAUCCACCCAGGAAAAAACAAAAUGAGUCAAAAUCAUCGUUACACACGCAAGUGCAUCACAAAAUGAGGGAUGGUAACGGUAGAUUCUCAAAGAACUAGUAAUUUUAUUCGAUAUUCAAUGAAGUGUAUGUAAUUAUAUGCAAAUUAUUUGUAUACAUGUAAUCUAAGAGUUGUAUUUAUCCAAUUUGAUUCAUAUUUGCUGUGUAGUGCAAUUCUAGUAUCAUUUCAUUUGAUCAAGCUCUACGAGAGCCUAUAGCGCCUAAAACUAAAGUCUUUUUCUUUUUCUUCUUUUUACCAUUAUUUUCAUUUUCUUGUGUAGUUCCUUGUUGCUCGAUGGCUGCAUUCCACUGGGCGUCAAAUGUCUCCAUAUCAUGCUUACUUUGGUUGUUAAUAGCGUCUUGGCUGGACAGGGCUGUAGCAAACGAGGUUCCCCAUGGACCUCCGCCCCCAUUUUGGCUCCUUGUAGCCGCUGCACUAAGAGCGAGUGCAUGAUUUAGCUGAGUCUCUUCAUCCUCUUCCUCUAUAGGUCUUGGCGUUGAUACCAUUUGAGGGAAUGACUUUGUAGAUAAGGCCUCUGCCUGUUGAGCUAUUCUUUCAUUUUCUAAAAUCAUCGCUCGUUUAGCUGCCUUUGCUGAUUCUCUCUCCUCUCGUCUAUGUUUGGCGUUCCGUCUGGUUUUGCGUUGCUCAAGAGGCUCUUUAAAAAAUAACAAUGUUUCCUCAUCAACUAUAUCCUUGAGUGAUGUUUCUACAAAUAUUAUAUCACUACCGAGUGGAACAUGCGAAAGAUAUUUGCAACGUUUGCGAAGAUUUUCAUCCAUUGUAGCCUCUUGUAUGUGUUCAAUCGGCAGAGAAAGUUUUGGUGGGAAAAGUGAAUAGGACUUGAAUUGAUGUAAUAGAAUCCGUGUGUCGAGUGUAUGCAAAUAUAUUGGUAAUCCUUGACUAGAUUGGUAGAAAAAGUAAUCACGCGUAUGUUCAGGUGGAACAUAUUCAGAACGUUUUGAAAGCUGAUUAUAGAUAUCUUGCUGACGUUCCUCAAUUUGGUGAAGAAUGGGCGUAUCAAUAGUUUCAUUGAUAGUGUGAGUUGCGUCAAUGACCUUUUCGGUCGCUUGAUCAAUAAACAUUUGCGUGAAAUGAUCACCUUGAUUCUUUUCGCGUUCCGAUUGUAGUUUGUGUAUAUCAUUAACGUAUAGGCUAUUGAGUGAACUAGAUGUGGCUAGCAUGUAUUUCGCGAAAGUAAAUACGAUUGGAAUGAAUGAAGGCGGGAUUUCUUGUGGUGGUAUAAGUGAGCUAGGGUAGAAAUGACCUAAGGGUAGAGCUAGCUGACUAGACGGGGGUUUACGCAGGAGAGUGAGAUCCACGAUAGAAGUUGAUGGGUAGAUAUUGUAGAAAUGCACUGGUUUUACGUUCUUUAAGUAAAAUACGUCUCCACAUACAGCGCAUUUUGU
This is a messenger RNA of Wallemia mellicola CBS 633.66, 2476 nucleotides long. RefSeq lists its product as hypothetical. The transcript has a single exon. The record is from RefSeq and is a predicted model, not a curated record. Lineage: Eukaryota; Fungi; Basidiomycota; Wallemiomycetes; Wallemiales; Wallemiaceae. Bases 39 to 1130 code for a protein of 363 amino acids.